This is a messenger RNA of Hydatigera taeniaeformis, 291 nucleotides long. Lineage: Eukaryota; Metazoa; Platyhelminthes; Cestoda; Cyclophyllidea; Taeniidae. The record is from the annotation of a GenBank genome assembly.
AUGGGCGCCGCACCAUUCUCGGUCCUCUCCCUUAUUGUGCCACUUUUUGGUACGAAUUGUGUGCGUGCGUGCGUGCCCGUACUACCUCUUCCCACCUUCCCGCCUACCUAUCUGAGCUUGCUUCGCCCUCUUUCAUUUUUGCUUUCUGCGCUAGUCCAGGUGCUGCUGCUACUUCUGCUCGGUAUGAACUCGUCUGGCUUGGAUUCAUUUAUCCCCUUUUUGGUUUGUGUGUGGCUGGGUGCUAAUCACUGCGGCUGUGCUUUAGUUUUUGGCGCCAAAUCCAUAUUUUAG